AUGCAAGGUCAACUCGUGGAGCUCUGCGCUUCUGCAGAUGCUGGCAGAGCCGCCGGCAAAGUCGAGGAGCCCGACAACAGGCUUCAAUGGGCGCAGACGCGUUCCAAGUGUAGUCGAAAGCUUCAUUUGCUGGUCUCUCUUUAUCUGGCGAUGGAGGACGGGACGUGCGUAGUUGAAAGAUACCAUGCGCAUGGCACGAAGAUUUCGGACUCCCACAAGGGCCCUUUGUCAACAAGCCUCUUUUCGGAUCUCCUCGAAUGCAAGCUCGAUGGCCCAACUUCACUUGAGGAGGUGGCGUCUAGGCAAGGCGCCGACCUGGCUUUAACCGAGUUCUCGAGAUCAUUUUUGAAGGAAUGGCGCAAGCAGUAUGGCAGCAGAUUCCGGAUCUACAAGGAGAAGAGGGUAGGCAAGAAAGAGGACGAGAAGUCGAAGAUGAUGAAAUUCACUCAAGCUGGUUUGCGGCUACGUCAGACAAUGGCUUUGCACAAGCUGUCCGCCCCGGACUCCGCGGUUUCGUCCAGCACGGUUAUUCCAGGAGUGAGCACCGCGGACGCAGCCAACCACUUGCGCAGUCAGUCUAUGAGGCCAAGCCAAGCCACUUCCAGGUUCAAACGGAGGACCGAGCUGAUCAAGGAGAAGGCUGCCGCGGCCAAAAUUAGCCGCCAGACAAUUGGGCAUCCUUUUGGGAAGCCUCAGAGGAUCACAGCGAAGCUGUUCACGCCGCAGUCGACUCUUCAGACACCAUGGGUGCAGAAGUUCAAGUCGCUGCGACGCUGGAAGAUUCUUGAUGCGUCCUUCACUGAUGAGGAUCUGGUUGUUCCUCCCUCGAAGGAAGUUCGAUUGCAGAGCAUCGCCGACGUCGAUGUCGAUGGCAACAUUCAGAAGCUCCUGGAAUUCAUUCCGUCCGCUCACAUUGCGGUUGUCGACUCGGUCACAGACCUUCUUCUCGAGAAGCCUGUCGUCUCGAAGCCCCGCGGCAGAGAAAUGCCUGGAUUGGUCAUGCAAAAGAAUGUGCUAUCGCAGCGAGUGGUCCUCCUGCACGGCCAGUCUUCCUUGUCGAGAAGUCAGCAGAAUUUCUUGCAAGGCCUCUGCAGCCUUUCAAAGGGGCUUUGGCAAACACAUGGGUCCAUGACGGACUAUGAACAGGUUCGUCGGGCCGAGGCCAAGGCGGUUGCAAAAAGCAAGCCCAAGGCAAAAGCGCGGGGAAGGCCGCCGAGUCCGAAAUUUGUGCAGCUCCACUUAGACUCAGCCAGUUGGCUGUGGAUGCUUUUCCAGUCGAUCCGAGCACUGGAUGGAACUGGAGUAGGGAUGGUAGUCGACUGGCUUUGGCGGAAUCAUCCACAACUCGCCGAUGCACUUGGCGAGCUGGAAGUGGAUGUGGAGCGAUUCUUGCCUGAGUCCGAACAGGGCCUUGUGGCGUGGCAAACGCCCUGCAGCUGCUCGGUUUCUCCCAGGUCAGAAGUGGUGGCGAUGGACGGCGUUGCGCUCUUCGGCCCGCCUGGCACCGGCAAGACGAUGCUGGCCAAAGCCGUGGCGAGCUGCACGGAGAACAUCACUUUCUUCAACUGCAGCUCAGCGACCCUGACCUCCAAGUGGCGAGGGGAGUCAGAGAAGUUGCUCCGGGCGCUGUUCCUCCUUGGUCUAGGGGGUCUUAUGUCUCUGUGGGCCUGUUUUGGCUCGGAAAGUUUGGCAGCCAAGGGUGCCGAGCUUGCAAGCGGGGCGUCAGCUGCUUCAAAUGUGAAGUAUGCUCCGAGGUUGAGUGAGACACAAGGCUAUGUUAUGCAACCGGACGCCACUGCUCCACCCGGUGACCCCCAACAGAUGAUUUCAGGGGCCUUUCUCAGACACCUCUUCGUCCUGGCAACGAGCAACGCGCCCUGGGACCUGGAUGAGGCAGCAUGGACGCCCGCCACAGCCCAGAGAAUGCUGCUCUGGCUCUCAGUCAUUGUGCCCGCGGCGAGUUUCAGCGACAGCUUCGGCAGGUGCAUGGAGGCGGCGGAGGUGCAGAUCCGUCGGGCGCCGGACCGGGCGGAGAUGGAAUACACCACAAGCCACGUCUUCAAGAAGCACCUGGCCGAGCAUUUCUGUGAGCAGGGGUCUCACAUGACGGCUCUUGAGUUGGGAGUGCAUGUGGGCCACACCACCGCCGUCCUGGCGGCGAUCUUUCGCAAGGUCAUCUCCGUGGACAUCCUGCGAGACUCUUUGGACCAGGCCGCAAACCACACCAAAGACCUGCCCAACGUGUUUCUGCUCGCUUUGGAUCUUCAAGCAGCCGACUGGCAGUCCAUUGCCAGCAACAACGUCAGCGUGGCGAUCAUCGACGCGAACCAUGACUACGAGGCCGUGCUGGCGGAUGCGCGCAACGCGCUGCUCUACUUCCCUGGGCUGCAGUUCCUGGUCUUCGACGACUACGUCUUCGACUCCGUGCACCGCGCUGUGAGCGAGCUUGAAGAUGCUGGUCUGCUGGUAAACUGCAAGGGUCUGGGCACCGGCUGGGAUGGAAGGAACUGGUCUUCCAGGUUCAACCGAUCCGAGGGCCGCAUCUGCCAAGCAGACAGAGGGAACCUCCAACGAGCUCUCCGGCACAGCUUCCUCAACCUCCGCUUCUACAUCUACAGGCUGCCGCUCAACAACCUGCGCCAUGUGGGCUACAUGCGCUUUCUCAGAGAUGGGAGCCUCGUGUCCUCCCAGUGGAAGCGGGGCAACUGGACCCUGAUCAGGGACGACUAUCUGCUGCUCCGCAUUCCCCGCCUCUCACGCCGGGAGCCUUUGGUGUUGCAGCUCAACGAGCGACGUAUGGCCUUCUUUCUGAGCAAGAUCAAGCAGCAGGAGGCCGAGUGGUUCGGACUCUUCGAGGACGUGCUGCACGAGCCCUUCAAGUUGGCGAACCAGGGAACGCCUCACUUAGGAUCUCGGGCAGACAGGCUUCUUAGCACAUCUGUCCUCAACCUCGUGCCCAUGAAUUUGCCAAGCGUUGAGGCACUCCGUCGCCGGCUGGAGAAGAGGAUCUACAUCCCGUUGCCGGAGGAGGCAGCGCGACAGCGUAUGCUUGAGCACUUCCUCAAGGACAUCGUGCUAGCCGAGGAUGUGGAUUUGCCGCUCGUUGCCGCGCAACUCGAGCGCUACAGCGGCGCCGACGUCCAACUUGUUUGCCGCGAAGCCUCCAUGAGUCCCAUGCGACGUUUAGUCGACGGGCUCACCCCAGCAGAGCUGGUCCAGCUACGCAGCGAAGGCAAGCUGGACACCAGCAGCCUCUCAGUGGCAAUGGCGGACUUUGAAGCUGCCAUUGCAAGCGUGCAGCCCUCGGUCUCCCAGAGCGACACUCGCCGAUAUCUGGAGUGGCAAAGGGAGUUUGGAUCGCAGUGA
Messenger RNA from Symbiodinium natans, 3366 nucleotides. The record is from the annotation of a GenBank genome assembly. NCBI's taxonomy places the organism in Eukaryota, Dinophyceae, Suessiales, Symbiodiniaceae.